Molecule: messenger RNA, 246 nt
Organism: Linum trigynum
Lineage: Eukaryota; Viridiplantae; Streptophyta; Magnoliopsida; Malpighiales; Linaceae
Source: the annotation of a GenBank genome assembly
AUGAUGACGGCGAUGGCGAUUGAGGAAAAAGUGUUGUUGGUGCUAUUUCAGCAGGUGGCGAUGAUUGUUGCGUACAAAGCAGAGAAUUCUAGUACAAAGCGACGGAUGCAGAAACCCUACUUCUUGGACUUGUUCUUCUUGGAAGCGAUGGGUUGCGGCGGUAGCUUGAGGUGCUUCUCGGCCUCGAGGGGAUUCAACCAGCGGAGAGGGUGCCGAUUGAAGCAAGGCCCUCGAGUUGAUUUCUAG